UAUUUGUGGCAGGGUUAGCAGUUAUCCGGCCAGUUGAGAGUGUGGAGCUCGGUGCUGCGUCUCUGUCUCCCCCUCCUGUCCGCAGCACCAGCCUGCGUUUCCCUCCAUUAUUUUCCACUCAGUUUCUCGCAGUUUAAAAUGGCGGCGUUGAGCAGCGCCGAGUCCCCACCGCCCGUCUUUAACGGAGACACCUCGGAGCGGGAGCCGGGCAGGGAGCGGGGCCUGGAGGAGCUGGGCGCCGGGCUGGACUCCUCCUGCUCGGCGGGGAUCCCCGGAGGUCCGCAGGAUGAGGAGAUCUGGAACAUCAAACAGAUGAUAAAGUUGACACAAGAACACUUAGAGGCUCUGCUGGACAAGUUUGGAGGAGAACACAAUCCUCCUUCCAUAUAUCUAGAGGCCUAUGAGGAGUACACCAGUAAGCUGGACGCCCUGCAGCAGAGGGAGCAGCAGCUGCUGGAGGCCAUGGGCAAUGGUACAGACUUCUCCUGCUCUCCUUCUCCUAUGCCAGCUCUUCUGGAGGUCAAGAUGGGAGGGUGUGGGGUUGGAGGGGGGGCUCAGGCCUUUCCCUCAGCCCCCAACACCUUGGCUGUCCUACAGACACCCACCGAUGCCAGCCGAGCCAACCCUCGCUCCCCCCAGAAGCCCAUCGUCAGGGUCUUCCUGCCCAACAAACAGAGAACAGUGGUCCCAGCCCGCUGUGGGAUGACUGUGAGAGACUCGCUGAAGAAAGCUCUGAUGAUGCGAGGACUCAUCCCAGAGUGCUGUGCAGUCUACAGGAUACAGGACGGAGAGAAGAAGCCUAUCGGUUGGGACACGGACAUCUCCUGGCUGACAGGAGAGGAGUUACAUGUUGAAGUGUUGGAGAACGUGCCGCUCACCACACACAACUUUGUGAGGAAGACCUUCUUCACACUGGCCUUCUGUGACUUCUGCAGAAAGCUGCUGUUCCAGGGUUUCCGCUGUCAGACCUGUGGCUAUAAGUUCCACCAACGCUGCAGCACCGAGGUUCCUCUCAUGUGUGUCAACUACGACCAACUAGACUUGUUGCUAGUGUCCAAGUUCUUUGAGCAUCACCCGUUCACCCAGGAGGAGGUCUCCUCAGAGGGAACCACCCCCGUGUCUGAGGCCUGCCCAUCACUCCCCCCAUCUGACUCCACUGGGUCUAUAUGCCACACUACUGUGUCCCCGUCCAAGUCCAUACCCAUCCCACCCAGUUUCCGGCCCAAUGAGGAGGACCACCGCAACCAGUUUGGCCAGCGGGACCGUUCGUCCUCAGCUCCCAAUGUCCAUAUCAACACCAUCGAGCCUGUCAACAUCGAUGAUCUGAUUCGAGAUCAGAGCUUACCGAGGUCAGAUGGAGCCCCCCCGACCCACCCCGCCCGCUGCUUGAGGAAGCACCGAACACGGACCUCAAGCCCCCUCCUAUACUCCUACCCCAAUGACAUAGUGUUUGAUUUUGAGCCCGAGCCUGUUUUCCGAGGCUCCACCACAGGGCUGUCGGCCACGCCUCCUGCCUCUUUACCUGGCUCUCUGACCAACGUCAAGGUUCCACAGAAGUCGCCAUGCCAACAGAGGGAGCGCAAGUCUUCGUCCUCGUCUGAGGACCGCAAUAAAAUGAAAACCCUGGGGAGAAGGGACUCCAGUGAUGACUGGGAAAUCCCCGAGGGUCAGAUCACUCUGGGUCAGAGGAUAGGCUCUGGAUCCUUUGGAACAGUCUUCAAGGGAAAGUGGCAUGGUGAUGUGGCUGUGAAGAUGUUGAACGUCACUGCUCCCACGCCACAACAGCUUCAGGCCUUCAAGAAUGAAGUGGGAGUCCUCAGGAAAACGCGUCAUGUGAACAUCCUGCUGUUCAUGGGCUACACCACCAAGCCCCAGCUGGCCAUUGUGACCCAGUGGUGUGAAGGUUCCAGUCUGUACCACCACCUGCACAUCAUCGAGACCAAGUUUGAAAUGAUCAAGCUCAUCGACAUCGCCCGGCAGACUGCCCAGGGCAUGGAUUACCUGCAUGCCAAAUCAAUUAUCCACAGAGAUCUGAAGAGCAACAAUAUUUUCCUCCAUGAGGAUCUGACGGUGAAGAUUGGUGACUUUGGUCUGGCCACAGUGAAGUCCCGCUGGAGUGGCUCCCACCAGUUUGAGCAGCUGUCUGGCUCUAUACUGUGGAUGGCUCCAGAGGUGAUCCGGCUGCAGGACAAGAAUCCCUACAGCUUCCAGUCAGACGUCUACGCCUUUGGCAUUGUGCUGUAUGAGCUCAUGUCAGGAGCACUGCCCUACUCCAACAUCAACAACAGAGACCAGAUCAUAUUUAUGGUGGGUCGAGGUUACUUGUCUCCCGACCUCAGCAAGGUGCGCAGCAACUGUCCAAAGGCCAUGAAGAGACUGAUGGCUGACUGCCUGAAGAAGAAGAGAGAGGAGCGACCCCUUUUCCCUCAAAUCUUGGCGUCCAUUGAGCUGCUGGCUCGCUCGUUACCCAAAAUCCACCGCAGCGCCUCAGAGCCUUCGUUAAACCGAGCCGGCUUUCAGACAGAGGACUUCAGCUUGUACGCCUGCGCCUCACCCAAAACCCCCAUCCAGGCUGGCGGCUAUGGGGAGUUUUCAGCAUUUAAGUAAGUGCUGACAAUCCCACUAGUCCAUCCCUCGUCACUUCUCAAAAGUCUUGUGUCCCUGCGGUGGAUUCAUUCAUUACUGAAAAAAACUGAAAAAAAUAGUCUCAAAGAAUGUGCUGUUUUCUUCCUCUGUCAACCUGAAGAAGGCAGCCUCUCUGGAGUCCUUCCAGCAAAAAAGCUGUCCAGCAGGCAAACAGCCACAGCGACAGACAAAACAGAAUUAGGAAAAAAUAAAAAAAUAAAAACAAAAAAAAAGAAACUUGAACAACACAAAAAGGAAAGAAAAGAAAAAAAACAAGACACGAAGAUAUCCAUACCAAAACGGUUUUGAGGAGGAUACGGAAAACUCCACGGAUCGACCUGCCUGCUGGAGGGGAAGAUGAAAGCAAAAAGGAAAGGGGAGACGUCAGGAGAAGUCGAGGUUUUGGGAGAUACUCGUCCCGUCCUUUCCUGCUCGGGUGAGGAGGGAGGCUGGUUUGUCCAGCCGGGCCGCUGAACUGUGCUUUGACCGACGGCAGGACGGGGGCCUGUGGAAGGAGGAGCGGCCUGGAACCGGUCGGUUGAGAUGGAAGGCCAGGUGUUAGCCCGUUCCUGAGAUGAGUCAGAGGUCAUUCAGCAGGAAUUAACCCCGAAGGAAGACGACUUGAAAGAUAGAUCUAUUUUUAUUUUUUCAUUAGUUUCUCAUGUUGCUAGAUUUUAGCUAGGAGUUGCUAGGAAUGCCAAGCUUUUUUUUUGUCCUUUUGUUUCUUUUGAAGAGAUGGUAGCUAUUUUAGAUGAAAGCUUUCCUCCCUGCCACGCAGCACAGGCCUUUGCUUUUUUUUUCUUUUUGGGCUUAAUGCUGACCAAAUUCCACAAAAUACUGUGUCUUGCCUUCUUGUUUGCCUCUAACCAAUUAGAAACGAGUGAUAAAACUGCUCUUGUAUCUAUUGGGAGUUUUUGCUAAAAAGGAUUUCUAAACCUUCAUGUGAAAGUAGAAGAGGUUCCUUCUGUAGAUGUCUGGUCCAACAACAGGAGCUGUUCUUUAAGAGGGAAAAAUGAACAAAUGAAAUGCAUGUUCAUUAGUGAGCUUUAGAGGUGUUGGUAGGCAUGAAAGAUUUUGCUCCUGAGAUGCUUCACCUUUUCAAAGGAUUUCAUGUGGAAGCAGCAGAAGCAGUUCUUUCCGUAGAUUUCCAGUAGAAAAGCCUAGAGCCUGACAUGGUCUGCCGACCACAGGAGCUGUUCUUAGGGAGGAAAAACUCAGAUUUGUUUGCUACACAAGAGUGGUUUCUUUUUGUGUUUGAAGAGCCUGGUCUAAGUGGAGCUGCUGCUCAGGCUUUACACUGAGCUCCAGUGUAAGUCAUGUGUACAGUACUUGUUGCUUUUCUAAGCUUCCAAGUUGUUACACAGCAUCAUUGCAACUAAGUUUUUCCUUUGCUUCUCACAUUUUUCCAAAAAAAAAACCUAACCUCAGAUUUUUUUGUGACACCAAGUGCAUGUUGUCAUAUUCCUUUUUGGUUUUUUUUGAUAAUGUGGCUUUAAUAUUGCACUCAGCUUAAAAUGGGGACCUUACUUGUUGCAGCUGCUGACUAAUGUGCUGCAGCGUUACCUGCUGAAAGGACCGGUGAUCCUCUGGAGAGUUCUGUUAGUCUUGGGAAAAGUCCGAAAAUGUUCUUUCAAUCUCACCUUUUACUUUCUCUACACAUGCACCUGUACUUUUUCAUUCCAGCGUGUGUUAAGGAUUGUAGGUGUUAUUACAGGUUCAUUUUAUUUUGUUAUCGUCGUCAUUUGCCUUUUUCUGUACAGGCAGGCCUGCAGAUAUUUACUUAUUUAUGUGAAUUUUUUUUUGUUUUGUUUUCUGGAUUUAUUUUAAGAACCGCUUUAUUUGAAGCUACCAGUCUUUCUUUUGACGCUUGUUUAGUCGUUGUGACUCGUGUACUUGCACUUUGUAGAGAUGGAUUGAAGCAAAUGAGCGACUUGCCUUUUCCUUUUCUUUUUAAUUGAAGAAUACAUUGUGACAUACGGAGCUGAUGACCCAAAAUUUCAAUUUCCAGUGCACGAGUCAUCUGCAGGGGCUGAACUGUGAAUACUGUGCUGGGAAGGCUCGAUUGUCAGCUAAGGACCCUCCAGCAGCCGCGUAUGUAACCAUACCUACAGUGAUGGGAGCUGAGCAAAUGAGACUGCUGGCUUGAUAAAUGGAUGUUGUGGAGGUGGAGCACACAGUUGAAUCGUUGACAUUCGUUGAGGAUCAUGUACGUCUUUCUGUCAUGAACUAACCCUCAGGCAUCUCCUCACAUAGCAACGUUAUUACACGUUUUGUCGCCAACCUUUAUGGAACAGUCCAAUGUGUUAGGAAGUACACCAGUUUUUCCUCUUACCCACAAUCAGGUGAGAAGAUAAACAUCAGUGACAUAUUUGUGUGUCCAGGACUGAGAUCGUGUUGCAACAUAUUUAGCCUAGCUUUGCACAAAGACUGGAAGCAGGGGGAAACUGCUAGCUCUGAGCAAGGACAGUCUAUUACUUUCCACGGAUCCUGGAUCACCAUCUCCUGUAAUUUAGACAUUUUUUGUCACUGAGCAGCUCAUAUAAUGUGUUAUAAGAAGCAUGUCGAAAAUGCAAACUGGUAGAAAAUCUUAAGUGAGAAAAACCAGGUCAGGCUGGUGCAAAGUGACAAACAUGACAAGGUCACCACCUCAGCUACUGUCAUCAGUAAUCAACAUCUUAAAUACCGGUGAUUUUAUAUCAUUUUGAAGUUACACAGUAUGUAGGUUUAUGUGUAUAUUUAUGUGUGUAAACAGUAACAAUGCUGCCGUAUUGAUGCCUUUAGAUGAUGUUAUUUUGAGUGUCGAUGGAGCAGCUACAAUGUUAGCAUAGCUCUGAUCGAUCUGAACUCCAUUCCUGUUGUUUUUCCCAAUUUAUAAGUGGCUAAAAAGAAUACAGUGAGUUUGUAUUUCCAACAUUCUUCUCAUAACAGAUUUUAUGAGCUGCUCCUUGACUGAAUAUACCCAAGUAAUGGGAGAUAGUGAUCUCCUGUAAUCCUGCUCCAUCAAGUGAAAAAGAAGUAUCUCUGGACUGGAUGCACAAAGAUGACAUUGAUAUUAAUCUCACAUUACUCAGGGUAAGACAUCAGACAAGAGCGUUUUCUAAUUCAUCACGUGAUAAAUGAUGAAUUAUAACCAAACCAAAAUCUGUGUGAAGCGUGAUAUCUACUGGUGGACGCAAGGUACUUAAUGUCCAUCUGCUAUUGGUCCAGUCCCAGGUGAUGUCACUCUGUAGAGUGCGUGUUCACUUCAUUUGACCUGGCAGCAAUGGUGGGGCAAAGCCUUUGAAGGUUAAUUCCAGAUUUAUUACACCAUUCAUGUCCGUGAUAACAGCAUUGCACCCACCAAGUUAAUACCUAGGAUUUGGGAAGGCAGUAAGGCUGUCACUUUUUUAUUUGAAGGUUGAACUAGUGUCCCAACAUGGAGAAAAAAAUAAAUCUGAUAUAAUCUGUUUGAAUUUAAAAUUGACAGUGUGUAGGCGCAAUAGGCCGUGCCUUGUACUCCACCAGUUCAGAAAAUGUACUGUCCAUCUGGCCAUUGCAUGUCCUGUUGCCCUAAUCAGUAACUAGGCUAUUGUUCUCUUUGCCAAUGCAAAAUGGAGAAAGCUAGCAAGCUGAAUAAUAAUUACACCACAGGAGUAGAACUUAUUUGGAAGGAAAAACAAAGGUAAAUGAUAAAAAUGAUUGCCAAACUGUCAGUUUUAGUAUCCACCAGGUUAUAGAAAAACCCCACCGCACACCACCUGCCCAAACAGCAGACACACAACGUUAGCAAGUAGCAUUUAGCUGCUAAAGAGCCAGAUAUUUUUCUCUUAUAUUUUGUAGAGAACAAACCAGAGCUAAAAGGAGAGUGAAUAGUUGUCAUCUGGAGACAAGAAAUGUGGUUUCAAAUGAAUUGCUAACAUUGCUAUGUGUUCACUGGGUGUGUAAAUAGGUGGUUAGCUAACAAUUGUGCUGUAAUAACUUAUGGUGGAGGUUUUGUUUUCAGCUUGUUGUGGACUUCUGUCCCCAAGUAGGUUAAAAUGGGGAAAAAAAAAAAAGCUGGUGUCACCUGACACUAAAGACCAGCUAAUAGCAGCCAUUCCAGUAUGCGGGUUUCACCAGUAGAUUUUAAAGAAGAGAGCUCCACAGGUUUUGGUUUGCAGUUUGCACUACUCUGUUAUCUGUCCAUUACUUAUACGUGACUCCUCCACAGUAUGCAGGUUAUGGUUAGACUGAUAUACAGAGACAAUGUAGGGCUUUUAUUAAAUAUGACAUAUCGUCCAGUCGUGUAACACCUCUGAUAUGAUGGAGGUUCCUCUCUGUCCACAACUUCACCAAACGUGGGGAAACCUGAGUUAACAUGUUAUUCACUCUCAAGAAGAUGAGAACCACCUCAAGGAUUGUCUGGGUUGUGAAGGAGACUUUUGAGUCACUUGAUGUGAGAGAGAUAAUUGUCGAGAAUUUAUUUGUCGUGAAAUUGUACAUUUUUGAAGAUAAUGAAGAAACUGUGUCAUAAUGUAGGUACCUACAGAUGAGGACUGAGGAUGUGGGAAAGUGUGGAUUCUGGUUGUAGUCACUGAAUUCACAAACGGUGUCGGAAUUCUGAAAUAAUUUUAGACUUAAUGAUAUUCUCAGUUUUUCUUUAUUUUAAGAAUACUGAUUUAAGUCAGAAGAGUUCUUUCAUGAAGUCAGACUUUGUUCAUUCUCAGAAUUCUCUUGAAAUCUCAGAAUUCUGAAUUUAAAGUUAGAAUAAUUGUGUUAUUGUGAUAUUAUUGGGCUUUAUUCUGAAAAUGAAGAGUUGUAUUUUAUAGUCGACAAAGACAUGAAAUGUGAGGAGAGUGAGAAGGAAAUGACAGGCGGGCACUUCUGUUUACACCUAGAAUCUUGAAAUUCAGGAACUAAGAUCAGAAUUUUUCUUUUUUAAAUUCAAAAGUCAAAAGUUAAGACAAAAGUCUGAAAGGUUGGUGUCAUUCUGUCACAGGGUCAACACACACACACACACACACACACACACACACACACACAAAGAUAAAUAGACAGACAAAUGGGCAGUUGCGUUUCCAAUCCACUGAACCUGCAUGUCUUUGGACAGUAAAAGAAUAUGGAAAGAAAGGGCGCACUAAAUCUGACUUUAAUCUCACAAUAAUUCAGAAUUAUUAGAUUAAAGGGUCAGUCCACAUAAAU
Thunnus maccoyii (southern bluefin tuna) is the source of this 7785-nucleotide messenger RNA. RefSeq names its product B-Raf proto-oncogene, serine/threonine kinase (gene braf). Gene Ontology annotation, molecular function: ATP binding; protein kinase activity. The transcript has 20 exons. Gene Ontology annotation, cellular component: cytosol; plasma membrane; mitochondrion. The coding region runs from base 139 to 2607 and encodes 822 amino acids. Gene Ontology annotation, biological process: signal transduction; protein phosphorylation. The record is from RefSeq and is a predicted model, not a curated record. NCBI's taxonomy places the organism in Eukaryota, Metazoa, Chordata, Actinopteri, Scombriformes, Scombridae.